UGGCCGCGCUCGGGUGGGGGAGCGGGGCGCCGCUCUGCUCAUGCGCGUGUGCGGACGGACCCGGGACCAUGGGCAGGAAGCGAGAGGGGCUGAGCGUGGCCCGGGAGAUUGAUGAACUGGAGGAAAAGCUGUCACUUUGCAGACAGAGCAUGGAAGAAGUAGAUCUCAAACUGCGCAGGGAGAAGCUCAGCCAUGAAGGAAGAAAGUCACUGGAGAGAGAGAGAAACCUACUAAUGACCAAAGCUGACAACUAUGAGAAAGAACUGAGUGUGCUUCGUAAGGAAAAUCGCAAGAAUGCUGCCCUUGCUGUGGCCAUGGUGUUGUUGAUUGCUCUUAUUUACACCUGCUGGACAAUGUGAUUGCACUCAAGAAUUCUCCCUGCUGACCAAAUGAUUCUACUGCAAGGAGCUCUUCCUUCCCACCACUGCACCUUUCCUGAGAGUGAGGAUCAGCAUUUCAGAUUGCUGUUCUUGUUUAUUUUCUCAAAGCCUCACCUUAGGGAAGCUAAAGUAUUCUCUGAGAACUGAGGAAGCAAACUAGAAAUUACAUCGCACUCACAUUGGGAAAACAAGUUGAGCAGAACUCGAGCUGGAACUCUUACCCAACUUGUAGUCAAGACCCUCAGGCCUGAUGUAGGACUGUAGUAUGUUCUCCCUUUUGAAGAGGAUCUCUCUGGUUGCAGACAAGUGCUCUCUGCCCAAGCUAGUCAGAACACAUGCCACCUCCUUGGUUGUUGUGUCUCAACCCUAAAUUGAAGGGACACCAGGCUCUUUGAAUCAGAGUAACCUUUUGCAUUGUGACAUGGACACCACGUGUCUCCAAAGCUGAGAUAAACACAGAUAGUUCUUCUUCCAUUUCAACAUAAGAGGACUGAAACCACCCUACCCCUAUAAAAACAGAUGGGAGGUAGGCAUCUUUUAUGCAGGCACAAAGCAGCCAACUUGAGAUCUUCUGACUUGGACUUUGAAAAUACCUACAUACCUCUCUUGUGUGUCAGUUUGGUAACUAUUUUGUGCCUCAGUCAACAUAUGCAGAAAAGAUUUUAUUGUCAACUCCCAGGGAUGGAAGUGCCUUUGUAGGGCUUUAAAUAAAGUAAUUUGACAUUGCAGCUUUCAGCUUUUCCUUCCCCUUUUUGUUGCACCUCCAGUUUUGCAGCAGGCCUUGUCUCAGGCCCCUGGUUAGGAUCCUAUCAUCCUGCAGCCUCCUCUCUUUCUGGUCCAGUGACAUACCUCAGGUAGCCCUGAGGGAGCACUUGCCAGGAAAGCCUUUAGAAGGGCACUAUCUUCAAAAUUUUCAACUCUGCAAGGUGUUUCCUAUUGCCACACUAACACAGGCUGCUAGCCCAAAUUUUGUGGGAAACAAAGUAAACAAGCAGUGAGGUGAAUUAAAGGGGCUGUAUUGGUAAUAGAGACAACAAAAGCAGAGAAAUCAACACAAAAUGAUACACAGCCUAAUGACAAUACAUUGUACCAUUCACAUACAUAAACAUUCCCUUAAGCAAAGUAGCAUGGUGCCUUACAUUUGCCUUCUUGAAUUGGGAUUCAGAAUCAAGGUUCAGUGCAUCAAAAAUAAAAAUAAAAGCAAAUUAAAACGGGGAGGAACUGGAGGCAACAGGGCAAAUAGAAAAUACCUGCAAAAGCCAGACUGCUCAUCAGGUUUCUUUUGCGUCCUCAGAAGCCUACAAGCUCUACAGUACACUUCCUAGUCACCCUUUUUUCUGCUGGCCCAGAGGAGAGUCAGAAACCCCAAGUGGAGGACAUAAUACUUACCAACACAGCCUGGCAAAGGGAGCAGCAUGCUUUGCUGGCAUUACAGCAGCCUCAAGGCAAGUGCCAGAACUCAAGUUACUCACUUAUAAAGCCAGCUGCUCACAGGCCUGGAAACCACACAGCUGGAGGUGCAUUUUUGCCCAUCAGAGAGUCAUAGAGAGUCCUCUUCAUCCCCUGUGGAAGUGCUUUUGCCAGCAAAAAUUACCAGUUACACAGCUCUUGUUCUUUGGGUGGGGGGAAGGAAGCCUGCCAUUUCUCUCAUAGAUGUAUUAGCUAUACUUGAAAAUAGAGGGCAGACUGUCAUCCACAGGACGCAGUAACAACAUGCAGUCCAUCAACUGUUCCAGUAGACCUGUAUCUAGGCAUUAAUGACUACCAACAUGGGAAAAGAUCCUUUUAUCCACUUCCAUCACUUUAGGUCGGAGCUUGAGAGAAAAGAAUAGCUCCCUUGCACUGUAUUCAGGGCAAUCUAUUACCAACCCAGCCUCCUAUUCACUCCCCAAGUUUUGCUUCCACUUUUCAUUCACCAACAGACAUGCCAGCUUCUGCGCUGCUCCCCUAGCCAGGAGCUGUGGUUCUGCAGUGAGUGAGCCUGCAUCUAAACUUGCCUGGUGCAAGGACUUGUAUCUGUUACUUAUACCAAACUGAUGAAAAGAAAAAAAACAAAACAAAAACAAAACAGAAACUGUGGUUUUAUGGAGAUGAUGCGCUUCUAAAGACGUGGAAAUGCUCUAAGCUCAGAGAGCGCAGCCACCUAGCAGGAUGACAUUCACUACAUGCUGAUGCUGAGGACAAAACUCAUGCAGUAUGCUGGACCUUAGAGGGUGGCUGAAAACAGGACUUCUACAAUGUGCACCUUGUUAUGGCCUCUUUGGGAGUGGUGCAGGGCACCCAUCCUAUCUAUAGAACCGUGAGUGAAAAUUUCCAUGUCUUACUACAUAAAGCUCGUUAAAAUAUUACAUACAGAUUUGGGGAGAAAAAUAAGAAUCUAAGGAACUGCUAUAGUUCCAAGGAGACCUAUAGCUUUCUUUAAGGCACAGUUCAGACUACCCCAAAAUCAGUUUCCUCCCUAUUGUCAAUCUAUGUUUAAAAAGAAACAAACAAAAAAGGCAACUUUGCUGCUUGGCUGAAAGCAGUCAACUUGUGUUAGCUUCUGAUUUAAGUGGAAGACCUGGCCAAAAGCCCCAUGGAAGCCAGAACUGAAGGUACGUCAUGCAACGGAAGAAUAUUUUUCAGCUCAGCGCAAAAUAACGCUGAGAAGUCUGUUGAAAUAAGUUUCAUGCUGAGUGUCAAAGCACUGUCUUCACCCUCUUCACCCCAGGUGUAGCUCCAGGGCCAGAUGAGACAUGGAGAGUGUCAAAGCUCACUCUGACAUUUAAAAAGGAAAGUCUGAUAACCUUUCCAGUGGGCACAGUCAGGGGAGAGGAUUUCUUCUAAUUAACCAACAUGGUCAAAGUCAAGAUCUCUCUUCACUGAAGCCCUGGGUCUUUUAACAAAAAAAAAAAAAAUCAAA
This is a messenger RNA of Lagopus muta (rock ptarmigan), 3282 nucleotides long. RefSeq names its product coiled-coil domain containing 167 (gene CCDC167). The transcript has 4 exons. The coding region runs from base 69 to 359 and encodes 96 amino acids. The record is from RefSeq and is a predicted model, not a curated record. NCBI's taxonomy places the organism in Eukaryota, Metazoa, Chordata, Aves, Galliformes, Phasianidae.